AGUUCAGCACAUUCUUCACCUUUUAUCAAGGAACCCAAAGCACACAAAGGCUGUUACCGUUUAAAACAAUUUACACGUACCUGCAUAAAUAUGAGAGAAAUAUCAAAGGGUUUCUGUCGGCUUUUUGUGUGACAUUUCUCUCUGAUUACUGUUACACAAAGGGCUCGAGGACAAAAGCUGAAACAGCCAAUGAACGAGCGCGUUGUUUGUUUGCGACGUUUCCCCAAGAAUGUGAAGGUGGGGCGUUUUGCGAUAUUCAGGAAAUUGUCAUUUUUCUAUUUAUCUCAGAGUAGAGAUGUACAAAUGUAUUUCGUUUUUUUUCUUAGCGUGCUUACACUUCUAAGAACUCUUUGAAUGGUUCCCCAUUUAACAUAAUGAUGACGAGAAAACCCAACCAACCUCAACCCCCAAAGAGAAGAGGAAAGGUCCGUGCUAGUGCCAGUGGGCAAAUUGACUCACUGGACAAUACCAUGACUGACUCAGAGACAGUUCCUCCAUCACAAAAGAGGCACCUGACCAUGAUGCAGCAUGGCGACAACCUCCUCAAGUUUCUAAACGAGGACCGAACGAAGCAGAGGUUCUGCGACAUCUCCGUCAGUGUGGGCGGGAAGCGCUACAGGGCCCACAAAGCCAUGUUGGCGCACGGUAGCAGCUACUUCCACGCCGAGCUGACCAAAAACCCAACCGCCGAUCACGUGAUUCUCGACCACGUGGAGGAUUCCGUGUUCCAACACUUACUGCACCUCCUUUACACGGCCGAGUGCGUCAUUCCCGAGAGCGAGGUCCCUGCCCUGACUGAAGCGGCCGGCUUCCUGGACAUGAUGGAUGUAGUGAAGCUCCUGGCAGGAGAGGGGGAUGGCCGGCCAGCGCUUGCCCGAGUGGAGGUUAAGUCCGUGGGGGAACCAAGCUCAGAGAAGACCUCUAUAGCUUCUGACCUUCCAUCGGACUGUGUCGGGGUCCAAAGCCCAGUCCAUUCUGGUGCCCACCAUUGUUCGUUCUGCAGCCGCACAUUUUGCUACAAGAAGUCUCUGGAGAACCAUUUAAACAGGAACCACAGUAGCAACACCGAGGUAGACGCCAGAGAAAAGGUGGUCAAUCAAGAGGUUACUACCAUGGUAACCACGACCCGGAGGUCUGCCCGCAGGAGGAGAGUUCCCGCUAAAUUGGAGAGAGGGGACGCGGACAGCUCCGGCGCAAUAGAGGGGACGCUACAUCAAGACCCCGCUAGUCGAGACCCAACCACCACAGAGGAAGACGACGAGGAAGAAGAAGAAGAUGGGAGAAAACCAAAGCACAUAUCCGACACAGGUGAUGCACUCACCCCAACCGAGGGUGAGGAGGCGGAAGAGGAGAGGGAGGAGGAGGAGAUGGUGGAGGAAUGUCAAAGUGCGUUAGUACGGAGAGCAAGAGAGAGCGGUGAGAGUUCAGAGGUGGAGACAACUGAACACCACACAGUCAAUGAGGUGGAGGUAUAUAGUCAGGCUGCCAAUGGUUCUAACUAUGGAGCAGUGUACCCAGAGGGACUGGCUCCUGUCAUCAUCCAGAGCGUAAGCAAGAAGACGCUCAAGUGCCCCAAGUGUGACAAGACCUUUGACCGCACAGGGAAGUAUGAGAGUCACACCAGGGUACACACGGGAGAGAAGCCUUUCCAGUGUGACGUGUGUCUGCAGUGUUACUCCACCAAGUCGAACCUCACUGUACACAAGAAGAAGCACGCCAGUGACGCCCCCUUCCAGAAGAAGGACCACAAGUGCUCCUUCUGCAACAAGCUCCACGCCAGCAAAAAGACCCUCGCCAAACACGUCAGAAGGUUCCACCCGGAUCACAUUCAGGAGUUCCUGGCCAUGAGGAGGAAGAAGAACGAUGGAUGGAAGUGUGAUAUCUGCCACAAGUCUUUCACACGUAGACCCCAUCUGGAGGAGCACAUGAUUCUACACACGCAAGACCGACCCUUCAAAUGUGCCUUCUGCGACGACUACUUCAAGUCCAGGUUUGCCCGCUUGAAGCAUCAAGAAAAGUACCAUUUAGGUCCGUUCCCAUGUGACAUCUGUGGCCGCCAGUUCAACGACACGGGUAACAGGAAGAGGCACAUUGAAUGUACACACGGGGGCAAGAGAAAAUGGACCUGCUUAAUCUGUGGGAAGUCAGUGAGGGAGAGGACAACGUUGAGAGAACAUUUGCGGAUUCACAGCGGAGAGAAACCUCACCUCUGCAGUAUCUGUGGACAGAGUUUCCGCCACGGCAGCUCUUAUAGGCUUCAUCUUCGAGUCCACCACGACGACAAGCGCUACGAGUGUGACGAAUGCGGAAAGACGUUCAUACGCCACGACCAUCUGACCAAACACCAGAAAAUACACUCGGGGGAGAAAGCCCACCAGUGUGAGGAGUGUGGGAAGUGUUUCAGACGUCAUGAUCACCUGACCGUCCAUUACAAAAGUGUCCACCUGGGAGAGAAGGUGUGGCAGAAGUAUAAAACAGCUGUGCAUCAGUGUGAGGUCUGUAAGAAGGAGUUCAAAGGGAAGUCCAGUCUGGAGAUGCACUUCAGAACACACUCAGGUGAAAAACCUUACCGAUGCCCCGUGUGCCAACAGACGUUCCGCAUUAAGAAGACCCUCACCAAGCACAUGGUGAUCCACUCGGAUGCCCGCCCCUUUAACUGCCCACACUGCAGUGCCACCUUUAAGAGGAAAGACAAGCUGAAGUAUCAUAUGGACCAUGUACACGGUGCUAAGUCCACUGAGCAGCAGCAGCACCACCAGCAGCAGCACCGCCAGCAGCCUCCGGUGGUGCUGACAGAGGAUAAGAUGGUGACUCUGCCUUAUAAUACCCACGGCCCCUCCAAAGUGUACCGGGCUGAACCGAAGACCGUUCUCCAGAACGUCCCCUCCGAUGUGUGUGUGCCUGUCACGCUGGUGCCCGUCCAGAUGCCCAGGGUGGUCUCGGGGGUACAGGGUGACCUGAGGGGACACGUAACCUGCCCGCCCCAAGGUCAGGGGCAGCAGCAGACAGCUGGGGGGUACCAGACUGCCACAGAGCUGGCGUUCCUGGAGAAGUACACGCUUACCCCCCAGCCGGCCAACAUUGUUCACCCGGUGCAGCCUGACCAGAUGUUGGACCCCAGGGAUCAGUCGUACCUGGGCACCCUGCUGGGCCUGGACUCUGCCACCCCCGUCCAGAACAUCUCCAACUCGGACCACGUCACCCAUUGAUAAUGCCUCUCUAUACUUCCCUUUUGGCAACAUUUUAUUUAAAGGGUACCGACAUAAGGACAUUAUAACACAUUUAUAACCCAUACAGUACACAUUUAUAACCCAUACAGUACACAUUUAUAACCCAUACAGUACACAUUUAUAACCCAUACAGUACACAUUUAUAACCCUUACGAAACUGUAUGAGCCCAUAGAGGUAACGUUUAUUUGAAGGGUACGGUUGUUAACAUAAGCAUUCACAAAAUGCUCUUGCCCUGCUUAUGCAUGGCUUAUGUAUGGGUUAUGAAUGGGUUAUGUAUAGUUUAUGAAUGGGUUAUGAAUGGCUUAUGUAUGGGUUAUGAAUGGGUUAUGUAUGGGUUAUGUAUGGGUUAUGUACAGGUUAUGAAUGGGUUAUGAAUGGGUUAUGAAUGGGUUAUGAAUGGCUUAUGUAUAGGUUAUGAAUGGGUUAUGAAUGGCUUAUGUAUGGGUUAUGUAUGGGUUAUGUAUAGUUUAUGAAUGGGUUAUGAAUGGGUUAUGCAUGGCUUAUGUAUAGUUUAGGAAUGGGUUAUGAAUCUGUUAUGAAUGGGUUAUGAAUCUGUUAUGAAUGGGUUAUCUAUGGGUUAUGAAGUUUUUAUGUAGCUAUACUUAAAAUAAAAUGCGAUCGUCCUGCUCUUUUAACCUCUGCAGCUUAUUCAGGGGCGAACGCUCUGAUAGAAACAGAUGGUGUCGAACAGGUCUAGUUGUCAGCCGUGUGGAACAGGGAAUCUCAUCAGCUCCAUUUGUGAUAUUUAUAUCUGCGAUCGUCCAAACGUUGCACCACCUUGAUUGAGCCCCAAGUCUUUCAUCAUAUUUUAUAGUUCAAAGAGCACUUUUAAAAAAAGUUUCUCUUGUCACACAAAAGCCUAAGAUCUCUGUCAUUCCAGAGAUCAUAAAUGUGACAGGAGCCUGAUUGAUUACAAAAGGUCAUUCCAGAACAGGAUGUCUCAUUUCCAAAUAGCUGGCUGUAUGUCUGAAUCUUACAGGUGUAAUCUGGCUAUUUAUUCACAAUUUAAAUUGAAUUAUUAUACACGUAUUAUACAACACAUUUACCCCAUGCAAAUCAAGUUCCAUAAUAUUCCACGUUUCUUAUACCAGUUACCACAGAAUUUUAGAGUAACAAUCAAUCAUGGUGUUGUCAGCCUGUUGCUCCGGGACGAAGUUUCCCCUGUACAGAUCUAGGAUCAGAUUCCCCUCCCCCAAUAGUAACCAUAACCAAAUACACCAUCAGUGGGGGAAAUGCAAUGCGUCUAGGGGUGACGUCCCAACACCCAGCAGGCUCCUCAAAACUAGAAAGGGCUGUUUAAUCCGUGUAUCAUGAGGUCAACCACGUCUGAAUCAAUCUUAAAGUAUUCUGUAUAUUAUGUAUAUCAUGUUUCUUUCACAAUGGACAGGAGGGAACAGCCUGGGUAGUAUGUAUAAAACACCCUGAUCUAGGAUCAGGCCAUCCUUCCGUCCAUGUAAUCUUAUUCAUUACGAUCUAAAAGGCAAAACUGAUUCUAAAUCAGCACUUCUACUCUGAGACGCUUGAUACUUAUGAUAGGUUUCUGUCCUUAUGGGGAUGUACUGUCCUUAUGGGGAUGUAUAUGUUGCCUUAUAGGGGAUCACCAUGUUCAUUAAUGUGCAUUAUAAACCGGGUGGUUCGAGCCCUGAAUGCUGAUUGGCUGAAAGCCAUGGUAUAUCAUGGGUAUGACAAAACAUUUAUUUUUACUGGUCUAAUUAUGUUGGUUACCAGUUUAUAAUAGCAAUAAGGCACCUCAGGGAUAUGUGGUAUAUGGCCAAUAUACCGUGGCUAAGGGCUGUAUCCAGGCACUCUGCGUUGCAUUGUGCAUAAGAACAGCCCUUAGCCGUGGUAUAUUGGCCAUAUACCACACCCCCUCAAGCCUUAUUGCUUAAAUAAUCUUGACUUCUCUCUGUCUAUCCAAUAUAACCUCUAAAUAAACUGAACUUUCCUCUGUCUAUCCAAUACAACCUCUAAAUAAACUUGACUUUCCUCUGUCUAUCCAAUACAACCUCUAAAUAAACUUGAUUUCUCUCUGUCUAUCCAAUACAACCUCUAAAUAAACUUGACUUCUCUCUGUCUGUCUAAUA
Molecule: messenger RNA, 5315 nt
Organism: Oncorhynchus kisutch (coho salmon)
Lineage: Eukaryota; Metazoa; Chordata; Actinopteri; Salmoniformes; Salmonidae
Gene: zbtb41
Product: zinc finger and BTB domain containing 41
Exons: 11
Coding region: 375-3209 (944 amino acids)
Biological process (GO): regulation of transcription by RNA polymerase II
Molecular function (GO): DNA-binding transcription factor activity; RNA polymerase II cis-regulatory region sequence-specific DNA binding; protein binding
Source: RefSeq, a predicted model, not a curated record